Molecule: messenger RNA, 1672 nt
Organism: Aspergillus welwitschiae
Lineage: Eukaryota; Fungi; Ascomycota; Eurotiomycetes; Eurotiales; Aspergillaceae
Product: tetratricopeptide repeat protein
Exons: 7
Coding region: 1-1497 (498 amino acids)
Molecular function (GO): protein binding
Source: RefSeq, a predicted model, not a curated record
AUGAGGGACACUCUUUCACUUGAAGGGAAUUCAUCAUUCAGGACAUUAACCAGGGGUGUCGUGUGGAGCAUCCACGACAACCACCGCCAUCAAUUCACAACGCUCGUCCAGCAGCAUCAAACCAAUCAGCCAGGCGCAGUUGCUCAAGUCUUUAUGCAAUCCGUCAUCAAACAAAGUUCACAGCCUCAACUCAGCGCCUGUGCCCUGCCACCAUCCUUGUAUAAGGCUGAAAAGUCUGUUAUUUCAAGCCUUGAUCCCCUCUCACAGACUGUCUUCUCCGAGUCCUCUCCUCAUCAUCUUCUCCCCAUCUUUCUUAACGGUUGUGGCGCUGAGUCUCCACCCUCCGCGAUAAGCCGCCGCGAAACGAUGCCACUCCGCGAGAUACUUCACAAGAAGGACGCCCUCAACAACACGGCGGACCACUAUGCGUCUAACGCCGUACCCACGACAUCCGGGAGAAAUGUGCCUCAGAUCACCUUUAUCCGAACCGACACAACCUCACAAGAAGUUAUACGUCCGCCUGUCUUCGACGGAGAUGCCGAUCACCCCGACGAUCGAUAUCUAGAACCCGUUCCUCCCUCUCCUUCGCAUCGCAUUUCGUUGAAUCCGUUCCGUCGCUCGCGUGCGCCCUCAGAGUCCUCGGGUACAAACUCACCAACGCGCCCGCGCGGAGAAAGACGGCUGACGCACCUGCUGCACUUGGAUCGCUCGGGGUCGCGGAACUCCAGCUCGUCAUCAGUCAACGUCCCAUCCGACCUUCCGCAGAUCGACUGUGAUAGAGGCGAUGAGCAAGAAAGGGAGGCACAAUGGGAGAAGAGGGCCACUGUACUGGCGCAGCGCAGCCCGCAGGCCGGAGUUUCGUGCCUGUCGCCUACUUCACCGACAGGCUUCGGAUUGGAUGGCGCCCCAUCGAGGUCGCGGAGUUCUAGUCGGAGCCGGAUAAACGAUCCAGUAGGGGAUAUCAAUGUACAAGAGGCGAUCCGACUUCAUGAAGCUGGAGAGCUCGAACAGUCGACAAAGAUGUUUGAGCACCUGGCGGAUCCUAACGGUGCCAACAAUGCACUCAGUCAAGUGCUCUAUGGGCUAGCACUCCGACAUGGUUGGGGCUGCUCGCCAGAUCCUGAUAGAGCCGUCAUGUAUCUCUCGGCCGCAGCGUCCAACUCGGCAUCGAUAGAGUCCCAGGCGCUCCAGGCCGGCAUCAAGAAGGGCGGGUCUGCCAAGGGAGAGUUAGUGUUGGCCAUUUUUGAGCUGGGAAACUGCUUCCGCAACGGCUGGGGUGUCAAGAAAGACCCAGUCGCAGCGCGACAAUACUUCGAAACGGCAGCCAAUCUGGGCGAUACCGACGCGAUGAACGAGGUUGCUUGGUGCUACCUAGAAGGGUUUGGAGGGAAAAAGGACAAGUUCACGGCCGCCAAAUACUACCGAUUGGCCGAAGAGAAAGGCAACAAAUUAGUGGGAAAUUCCUGGAUAUGGAAGGACAAGUACAACCCGCACUGAACCGUUAGGGCUGUGUACCUGCUGUUUCUACUUUCUCUACGACCUUUCACCCGCACCGUCCCAUCAGAUGACGAUGGCGUUUUGGACCGAGCUGAAGCAAGGCUAGAAUGCUUCCACUUUACUUAGUCGGCUUCUUGCGGCCAGACGCCCUUGUCCUUCCCAGUUCGUAUCCAGG